AUGGGAACUUCCUUCGCUCAACUUGUGAUCUGUGCUCCUUUCUUACCUGAUGGCAGUGGACCUGAUUUUAGUCGCCAGAUCCCUAUUACUGAUGCACUAUCUAGCGAGUCGGUCGAACAGACUAGUUCUACUGCUGGUUCAGGCGCUUCAACUUUAGCCCCCUUAUCUAACUCUCUUCUUCCAUCUUCAAGAACAAUUGGUCCUCUCUCCGCAGCACCUGCGGUGCUAACUCAGGCGGCUAAACUUGGGUCUACCGAAAGCAACCAACUGCCUGCUUCAUACCUUUCUGAAUCACAAUCUCGUCCAGUCACUCUUGACUUAGCGAUAUCUGCUGACAGGUUACCGGAUAGGUGUACUAAUUCUGAGUCGAUACCUGCCACUAUUGAGCCUCCUGGACUUAUAGACGGCGAAAAUAAAGUAGCUGAUAGACGAACAAAUUUGCAUUUUGAUCAACGUACUAGAAACGAUUCAUCUGCAUCAGAAUCCUUAUCUCGGACGGGGCUAAAUUGUCGAGAAGAUCCUCCGUUAUUCUCUCUGGUUGGUGCAAUGGCAACGAGUACCAGCAAAAACUGGGCCUGCACGCCUAAGGAGGAUUGUAAUGAUUACGACACACUUGAGCCAGUCGGAGCCCAGACUGGACCCACGUGCAUCUCUGCAGUUUCCCCUAGAAUUGAUCAAACUUGUACCGUCGGGCAGCCAUUAACCCGUUAUAUGUAUCAGUUUGGACAGUCUGAGUACCACGAUCCUGCCUUCGACAGACGACUCUCCAACAACUUGAUAGACUUCUUCCGCUCUCAGUGGCAUAGACAUGAACACAUAGAGGGGCCGCAAGAACGCUCAAAGACCAUUGCUUUGGUGCAGCACUCUGCCCAGCAAAUGCCAACCGGUGCUGUAAUACACAGAGCCACCUGUGUACAGCAAACCUGCACCGUCCGCUUGAGUGAUCGUUGGAAUUUCUUUAUCAUUUUGGUCAAUUACGUUGAACUCGAUUGCUUUUAA
This is a messenger RNA of Protopolystoma xenopodis, 999 nucleotides long. NCBI's taxonomy places the organism in Eukaryota, Metazoa, Platyhelminthes, Monogenea, Polystomatidea, Polystomatidae. The record is from the annotation of a GenBank genome assembly.